AUGGUGUCUGCACCUACAGCUGGUGGCUCCGCUGCCAACGGCACAGGAAGCGGGAAUGCGAGCUCGCGAGGCUCUCCAGCCGUCGGCUCGUCGAACACCGCCUCGGCCAAAUCAAAGGCCACCCAGGUCAACUCCAACGGCUACCACCCGACGAACCCUCAGGUUCCCCUCAGUUCGAUGCGAAGCACUCCUCUAGAACUCACUUCGGUCGAACGACGGGGUCAACCGACUGCGACCAAGGAGCCGGCCAAAAAGAAGUCGCGCCCGCAUGGUCUUGAGGAUGCGCCUACAUACUGUCCCACUGAGGAGGAGUGGAAGGACCCGAUGGAGUACAUCAAGAAAAUCUCUCCAGAAGCCAGGAACUACGGAUUGUGCAAGAUCAUCCCGCCCGACUCCUGGAACCCGGAAUUUGCGAUUGAUACAGAGAGAUUCCAUUUCAGAACCCGUAAACAGGAGUUGAACUCGGUCGAAGGAAGCACCCGAGCAAACAUUUCGUACCUGGACGCGUUGGCCAAGUUCCACAAGCAGCAGGGCAGUAACCUGCAUCGUCUUCCAUAUGUGGACAAGAAGCCUCUCGACUUGUACCGUCUGAAGAAGGCCGUCGAGGCCCGCGGCGGCUUCGACAAGGUCUGCAAGCUGAAGAAGUGGGCCGAGAUUGGUCGUGAUUUAGGAUACAGCGGCAAGAUAAUGUCCUCACUGUCCACCUCAUUGAAGAACUCAUAUCAGCGAUGGCUCUGCCCAUACGAGGAGUAUCUGAGACUCGCCAAGCCGGGAGUGCACCAGCAGCUCGAGUUCGAGAAUGGCGGACCCUACACACCCAGCCCGGCAGUCACUCCGAUGAAGCGAUCCAACGUCAACACGCCAUCCAGUGCCCGAGGCGAUUCACCUGCCCGCCACGCAUCGGAUGCCCGAGGCGACUCACCUGCCCGCCACGCAUCGGAUGCCCUUCAAGCAAGCAUCAACGGCCUCAAAAAGGAGGCCGAUCGAGAUACCCCCAUGGCCGACGCACCUCCGACGCCCGCACCCGCGCCUGCACCCGUCACCUCGGGCUUCAAGGCCAUCAACACAGGUGGCUUCACCGCGGUCAAUUCUGGGUUUAAGAGUGUCAACCGGCCUACGCCUCAGGUUCAACAGGAUGAGGUGGCUAGCACUCCGCCUCCAAAGUCAUUCAGUCCAGUCAACUCGGCAAAGAACACACCCGACUAUCGGCCUUCAAAUUUGGGCCCAGCAGCCCUCAAACGACAAAUCAGUUGUGAAAGCCUCGAUCUGGCAAAGAAGGAUUCUGGGACAGACAAGGACGACGGAGAUGCUGGAAAUAGCAGACGCAGCAAGCGUCUGAAGAAAGAUACUGUACCUACCGUGGCGGGAUCUCACAUGUCUCUGUUCCGUCCUUCCGUGCCCAGAAUCCCCCGAGAUGAGGCCUUGGCUCCUGGCGAGAAGUGUGAGCAGUGCGGCAAGGCGGAAGAAGCCGGUGCCCUGUUCGUCUGCGAGUCUUGCGACCACGCAUACCAUGGCACCUGCCUCGAUCCUCCCCCUAAGCACAAGCCCGACUCCGAAUGGAACUGCCCGAGAUGCCUGGUUGGCGAUGGACAGUACGGAUUCGAGGAAGGCGGCCUGUACUCUUUGAAACAAUUCCAGCAAAAGGCGGCCGACUUCAAGCAGGGCUAUUUCGAAAAGAAGAUGCCCUUUGACCCCGUUCUCAACUGCCAUCGUCCAGUCACCGAAGAAGACGUUGAGACUGAGUUCUGGCGUCUCGUAGCCGACAUUGAAGAGACUGUGGAGGUCGAGUAUGGGGCCGACAUUCAUUGCACGACUCACGGCUCCGGCUUUCCAACUGUCGAGAGACACCCCAACAACACUUACUCGACUGACCCCUGGAACCUCAAUCUGCUGCCUCUCCACCCUGAAAGCCUGUUCAGGCACAUCAAGUCUGACAUCUCGGGCAUGACUGUCCCGUGGGUAUAUGUCGGCAUGAUCUUUUCGACUUUCUGCUGGCACAACGAAGACCAUUAUGCCUACUCUGCCAACUACCAGCACUUUGGGGCAACCAAAACCUGGUACGGAAUUCCGGGCGAGGACGCCGAAAAGUUUGAAGCCGCAAUGCGCGAAGCCGUUCCUGAGCUAUUUGAGACUCAGCCUGACCUUUUGUUUCAGCUGGUCACCCUGUUGACACCAGAGCAGCUGAAAAAGGCCGGCGUGAGGGUUUACGCACUCGAUCAGCGCGCGGGUCAGUUCGUCAUCACCUUUCCCCAGGCUUAUCACGCCGGCUUCAACCAUGGUUUCAACUUUAACGAGGCUGUCAACUUUGCUCCUUGUGACUGGGAACCUUUCGGACUCGGAGGUGUGGAGAGGUUGCAGGUUUUCAGAAGACAGCCCUGCUUCUCGCACGACGAGUUGUUGUGGACAGCCGCCGAAGGUACGACAAACAGUGGUUUGACGAUUCAGACAGCCAAAUGGCUCGCGCCCGCCCUCGAACGGAUCAAGAAACGAGAGUUGGCACAUCGAACCGAGUUUGUGGCAAAGCACCUCGAGCCACAGCUGCACGAUUGUGCGUUGGCUGGCAAAGAAGACCAUUCCUGCCCUCUGAAGUUUGAAAUUGACGAUACGGACGUGCCCGAAGAGGAGUAUCAAUGCUCGUAUUGCAAAGCCUUUACGUACCUCUCUAGAUUCAAGUGCCUCAAGUCGGGCAAAAUUCUUUGCCUAGCACACGCGGGUUAUCAGCCAUGCUGCGAGUCAACCGAACACCAGCGCUUCCACGGUGAAGGACAUGCUGUAAUCUACAGACAGUCAGAGGAGGACAUUGAAGCAACAUACGGCAAGGUCCUCGAAAAGGCGCGUACGCCAGAGGCCUGGGAAGAGAAGUACGAGAAGCUUCUGGAAGAAGAGGCCACGCCUUCUCUUAAGACUCUUCGGAAUCUCCUACACGAGGGUGAGAAAAUACCCCAUGACCUACCCUCGCUCCCUUUGCUUCGGGAAUUCGUCGAUCGGUGCAACGAGUGGGUGGAGGAGGCCACCAACUACACGAUCCGGAAGCAGCAAAACAGGCGCAAGAGCGAAAAGUCCAUUCACAACCGGAAGAACUCGCUGGACCAAAAGGAACGCGAUGCGCGCCAUGUUUCCAACGUGUACCGCCUUAUCAAUGAGGCGGAGCAAAUAGGAUUUGACUGCCCUGAGAUCACCCAGCUGAGGGAGCGGGUCGAGGCCAUCGAGGCCUUCCGAAAGAAUGCAGCUAAAGCGCUGGAACAGAUCCACCUCGCCGAGCUCUCCGAAAUCGAAGACCUACUUGAGGAGGGCCGGACUUUCAACGUCGACACGCCAGAAGUCGACCGACUCUCGCGAGUGCUUGAACAGCUCAAGUGGGGCGAGAAGGCUCGUAACAACCGAAGCAGCCUCAUGUCACUGAAUGAAGUGCGUGAGCUCAUCGAAGAGGGAAAGCGAUUGGACAUUGCUCCAUACAACGAUCAUCUCGUCUACUACAUUGAACAGAUGACUGCUGGCCAACAAUGGGAGAAGAAGGCCAGGGAGUUGAUUAUUGCAGAGGUCAUCCAUUACCCACAGCUGGAGGCCUUAUCGGUGCAGGUCCAGGCAAAUUUCCUGCCGGUUACGGCGGAAACCCUGAAUGCUGUCGAUCAAAUUCUCUACAAGCAGAGGGAGGCACACCGUCAGAUCAUGGACUUGACUGAAAGAUCACGAGACCCGGACAUCCGCAAUCGACCCAAGUAUGCCGAGGUGGCUGAGAUCAUGCGCCGACUCGACGAGCUGAAUUCGAAACCUAAUGGGACUUUGGACCUCGAGCGGGAGCAGAAGCGCCACGAAGACUGGAUGCGAGAGGGUAAGAAGCUAUUUGGCAAAACCAACGCACCACUUCACAUUCUGAAGAGCCAUAUGGAUUACGUCUUGGAACGCAACCAAGACUGCUUCGAUAUCGUCAACGAUAAGCCUCGCAUGCCUGCCGAACCCGCGUCAAGGGAAGCCAGUCCUGACCAAAAGGUGCACCGCUGGGAGGACCCUCGGUUCCGCGAAGUGUUUUGCAUUUGCCGAAAGGUGGAGGCCGGCAUGAUGAUUGAGUGCGAGCUCUGUCACGAAUGGUACCACGGUAAAUGUCUCAAGAUUGCUCGCGGCAAGGUCAAGGAUGAAGACAAGUACACGUGCCCCAUUUGCGAUUGGCGAGUCAAGAUUCCGCGAGACGCAGCGCGACCCAAGAUCGAGGAGCUCAUUGCUUGGUCGGACAAGAUCCCUAGCCUUCCAUUCCAGCCCGAGGAGGAGGAGGUCCUGACCAAGAUCAUCGACAAUGCCCAGGACUUCAGAAACCAUAUUACCGGCUACUGCAAUCCUGUGGUAUCCACCGAGUCUGAGGCCGACACCCAACGAUUUUACUUGCGGAAGAUCGAAGGCGCUGAAAUCCUCCUUGCCUACGAAACCAACUUCUUUAGGCAAGAGUUGCACAAGUGGUGCCCUGUUGCGCCAAUGGCACCGCCGGUUCUUGAGGUCUCCAAGAGCACUCGCAAGCCGCGCCCGACCAAGCUUCAGAAGCUUCUGGCGCAAUUUGGCGUGGAUGAUGCGGAAGACCUCCCAGAGAACAUGAAGGCCAAGGCUGCCAGCUUGAAGCGGAAGGCUCAGAAUGCCGAGGCAGCCGCGGUCGCGGCCGCGACAGCGGCUGCUACUUCUGCGUCUGGCGCAACUGUGCUGCCACCUGGUCUUCAACAUGGUCACAGUCGCAAGUCGGAACAAUCAUCAGCAACGCCUCCUUCUACCUCUCACGGCAACAUGGGCCGUCAAUCCAUUGGAAGCAAUCACGAUCCCAUGGACAUUGACAUUGGCCCGACACUUCAUCCAGGCCUCUUCAUGUCUAAUGGUGCACCGGGUCCUCAACUUGUUGUUGGCAACUCUUCGAUGUCUCUCGAGGAACGUCUUCUCCGAGGCGAAGAAGAUGGGCUUAAUUUGCACACUGAAGCUGGGAAGAAUGAGGCUCUUACGAUCCUGGGUCGGACAGAUGAAGGCCGUAAGAGGGCCGUAGAGAUGUUUGGUCCCGACGUGUUCAAGGGCGAUGUUGGCAUCUUGAACGGCAGGGAUGUUGCUCCCCAUUCACAAGAAGAUGUGCGAGCAGUGAAUAAGAUGUUCGACGACCUCACGAACCAAGACGAUGACGAUUUCAAGAGGAAGCAAGAGACCUUUGAUGGCCCCAUCACAGCGGAGAGCCUUGAAAGUGAGCGAAACGGCAUGGAUGCAUUGCUCGACGGCGACUAG
Colletotrichum phormii is the source of this 5247-nucleotide messenger RNA. Its product is annotated as PLU-1-like protein. The record is from RefSeq and is a predicted model, not a curated record. Gene Ontology annotation, molecular function: DNA binding; histone H3K4me/H3K4me2/H3K4me3 demethylase activity. Bases 1 to 5247 code for a protein of 1748 amino acids. Gene Ontology annotation, cellular component: chromatin; nucleus. The transcript is spliced from 6 exons. NCBI's taxonomy places the organism in Eukaryota, Fungi, Ascomycota, Sordariomycetes, Glomerellales, Glomerellaceae. Gene Ontology annotation, biological process: chromatin remodeling; regulation of DNA-templated transcription.